This is a messenger RNA of Wasmannia auropunctata (little fire ant), 588 nucleotides long. Its product is annotated as maltase A2-like. The annotation marks the transcript as partial. Gene Ontology annotation, biological process: carbohydrate metabolic process. The transcript has a single exon. The record is from RefSeq and is a predicted model, not a curated record. Lineage: Eukaryota; Metazoa; Arthropoda; Insecta; Hymenoptera; Formicidae.
AAGGAUUGGUACAAGAACAGUUUGGUAUAUCAGAUCUAUCCAAGAAGCUUCCAGGACAGCAAUGGCGACGGCAUCGGUGAUUUAAACGGUAUCACGAGCAGGUUGGAGCACAUCGCGGAAAUUGGCGCCGAUGCGCUAUGGAUGUCACCAAUCUUCUCUAGCCCGCAGGUAGAUUACGGCUACGAUGUCUCCAAUUAUACCGAUAUCAAUGUGGAGUACGGCACCCUCGCUGAUUUCGACGCGCUCGUGAAGAAGGCGAAGUCCCUCGGGUUGAAAGUAAUCCUUGAUUUCGUGCCGAAUCACAGUUCCGACCAGCACGAAUGGUUCCUUAAGAGUAUCGACAGGAUCAAGCCCUACGACAACUACUACAUCUGGAAGGAUGGGAAAUCGAACGGCACCGAGCCGCCGAACAACUGGCUGAGCGUUUUCGGGGGUCCCGCUUGGACGAAGAACGAGAAACGCGGGCAGUAUUAUAUGCAUCAGUUCGCCGCCGGACAGCCGGAAUUCAACUACCACAACGCCGAAUUGCGAGAAGAAAUGAAGAAUGUGUUGACUUUCUGGAUGAAGCGGGGCGUGGAGGGAUUCCGC